AUGUUGCUGCGACGCAAUUACCCUGUAAAGGACCGAGUGGCAUCUCACCUCAGUCUGAACCAGUUUAUCCAGUCCAAUGAUCAGAGUAUUUUCUGUCAAGCUUCAGCCUUGUGGCAUCUCACAACCAAAGCCAUCUCUGCCCCAAAAACCUCGCUCGCUCCAAAGCCCUUCUCUCUGCAGAAGAAUCCCAGCAUUCGCUCCAUUAAUGCCCCAAAGGCAGUCACUGAAACGUCUAAGGCAACAACACAGAAGACUGUGCUGACCCCUGCUCAGCAAACCAUCACUCCUGAUCCCAAACCCCUCUCUGUGAGUGCGUUGAACACAAAAAAUCUGCCAAAACCAACAACAGAAAGCAAAACAAGUCUGCAUGGAGAUGACAGCGUUGAUUCUCGUGUAGGAAAAUUAGAUCCUGCCUCACAAACUGCUCCACCCAAGGAGACUCCCAAGUCUGAGCCGAUCCUGAAAGAUGAUGUCAUCCAAACAAACCACAAGGCAUCGUCUGAUGUUGCGCCUGAUUCAGAGCAGAAUGGCAGUAAAAAGAAAGAAGAUGAAUCUCCGACUUCUGUCAUCAAGAAGGUUGAAGAAUCAGGGAGUGAUGAUCCGUCAGCAACUGAUCAAACAUAUCGAUUAGGCACUAUCAGGAAGCGGCUGCCUGCAGAGCUCACCUCAAAGUUUGAGUCAGGUGGACCGUGUCUGCCCCCCAUGCCGAAAGUAUCUAUCUCCACCCCCAAAAACGAUCUAAAUAAGCCAGAGUCUUCAGACCCAGAGCAGAACCAGACAACACCAGAGCCCUCAAACAAAGAGAGCGAUGAAGGUGGACUGCAGGAGGACUACGGCGGAGGAGGCAGCAUAAAACGCAGAAUCAGUCAGCUGUUCGACUCUUCAUCAAGGCCAGAGUCCACAGCAAAGAGAGAGGAGCCGGAAGUAAUUAAUGGUACAGGGGGAGUUAAGGAAAGGAUUAAGAACUGGUCACAGAGACUAGUUUCUGAGACUGAGAAGAAGCCUCAGGUUGCAACCCGAACUCGCUCACAGAAGCUUUGAGCCAGCAGCUGCUCCAGUAGUAGAGGAAACACCGACUGUUGACCUCCUGUUCCUGGUUAUCGUCCAGUGAAGCAGUGGAUCUUCCUUCAAAGGUCUCACUGCUGAAAUACCCACACAGACUCCAACAGAGACAUCGAAUGAGAACAUACAGAAGACACCCAACACAAGUGAGGUCCGUACUACGCAACCGUAGCCCGUUCUUCAAGUCAGACCCACUGAUGAGUGGGAUCCAGCUGCCAGUGAAAGUCCUCAGCGCCCUCUGAAGAGAGACAGAGUCAAACGCCGCUCUGUUCACUUUGGAGUGGGUGGAGAGAUACGAUGGGGGGCCUCCUGUGCCCUUGGCUCGGACCCUGAUUCCAGUGAAGAAGAAGAGGAGCUCCCAAGGAGGAAACAACUGAAUCAAUACCUGUCGACAGAUCAUUUCAGAACAAGGAUGAUGAGGCGCAGAGAGAAGAAGAGGAGCGACUGAAACAUCUGGAAUUCGAAAGAA
This is a messenger RNA of Notolabrus celidotus (New Zealand spotty), 1531 nucleotides long. RefSeq lists its product as uncharacterized. Bases 1 to 1041 code for a protein of 346 amino acids. Lineage: Eukaryota; Metazoa; Chordata; Actinopteri; Labriformes; Labridae. The transcript has 4 exons. The record is from RefSeq and is a predicted model, not a curated record.